UGCAAGAAAAGAAAUCUGAUCUUGAUGAUCUCGAUGAUUUUGAUGACGAUGGGAGGGAAGUUAAUAGAUCAGAACGGUGUACAACUCCUCCAACAAUUACUUUAAACAAAACCCACAAGACUCCGGAAAAAAAACAGUACUAUAGAU
Racocetra fulgida is the source of this 147-nucleotide messenger RNA. NCBI's taxonomy places the organism in Eukaryota, Fungi, Glomeromycota, Glomeromycetes, Diversisporales, Gigasporaceae. The record is from the annotation of a GenBank genome assembly.